This is a messenger RNA of Phragmites australis (common reed), 3453 nucleotides long. RefSeq lists its product as uncharacterized. The transcript is spliced from 2 exons. Lineage: Eukaryota; Viridiplantae; Streptophyta; Magnoliopsida; Poales; Poaceae. The record is from RefSeq and is a predicted model, not a curated record. The coding region runs from base 2460 to 3035 and encodes 191 amino acids.
CUGGUCUCCCAAUUUCAGUGCUCGUUUUUGUAGUUGCGCAUGCUAGCUCUGCCCUUUUGCUUGCCUUAUUUUGAGACCAAAUCCUUACUUUGAGAUCCUGCUCGCUAGAAAAGGUCCUACACUUGUAGAUAAUCUGAUAUAGGAUGGAGAAUUUCUUGUUGCUGUCACAGUGUCAUAUAUGGUACCUGCAUAUACUGAUCUUCCUCAUCUGCUGAUAAAUAGGCCUUCUAUAUCGCUUAAUUUGGUUACUUCUAUCUUUAAACGAAAGGGAGGCCUUGAGAUCACCGGAGUGGGUUGAUUUCGAACAGUUUUUUUUUUCUUUGACCGGGAGUCCGAAGUCCGAACAGUUGUGUAGAGGCACGGAGAGAGAGCUGCCAGCCAAGGCCAUGGCACAGUGAUUGACCAUGAGCCAGAGUCCGGGCCAAAGAAAGCCUGGUUUAUUGCCCUAAAGUGGGAACUUUUUAUUUUUAUUUUUUAAAAUAAAAAUUGCAAAUAUCUACCUCCGUUUUGGAAAACUGCAUUUUUAGACUCUUUUCGUCUAUUGAAAGGGUGACUGGACAAGUUUUAAAAAAAAUAUUACGUUUCAAUGCUCUUAAAAUUUAAAAAAUAUCAAAAUAGUCAUAAAAUUCUAAAAAUAUUAUGUGGUGUAGAGUAUGAUAUCAUCCGGCUCUCCCAAAAAUUUAACUCAAAAAAUUAUUGGUGCAAUGAGAAGGAAAAAAUAGACAAAUUUCAAUAUAUCUGAAAUUUGUCUUUUUUUGUUCUCAUUGUACAAGUCAUAUUUUUGUCUAAAUAUUUUUAGAGAGCUAGAUGAUAUAGCAUCAUCUCCACUGCAUAUUUUUUUCAGAAUUUUUCAUGACUAUUUAGAUAGUGUUUUGAAUUUUGAGAAUAUUGAAAUGUAGUUUUAUUUUUAAACAUAUCGCCUAUUGGAACUUAUCGCCCUUCCCACAAGCGACAAGUAGGGUGGUAGGAGUCUAAAUUUUUAUAUAUUUUAAAACAUAAGCAUGUAAUUGCAAAUUUUUAUUUAAAAAAUAUAAAAAUAAAAAAUUCCCAAAGUGGCGGCCUAGGCCUGACCCAAGAAGUUGUCAUGCGCAAACUAUAACACCAAGUAGGGGUUUGGAUCAGGCUUGGGCUUUUUUUAGAACAUACUUUUUUUUCAACAGUAUAUAUAGUUGCUGUCUAGAGACCGGACUUGGGUCGGUAAUGUUAUAUGCUGCAUAAGGUGGACACGCGACACCAGCCGCACACCCUCCUUCACUAGCUCUGGCGCCAUCUCGGUUCCUCACAGCCCCGUCCACAUGCUCUGCUGUCCUUUUUCUCUUGCCUAAUGCCAGCAAGCUCUCUCGACCAGAUCUGGCCACCGACAAACACCCUCACCCUGACUGGACAUUGAUUUGCCCUCCAUAUCCAGCUCGGCUCCUCUCCCGACUCCGUUUUCGCGCUCCUCCAUCCUCCCUGCGCGCCCACUACCCUGAUAUAGCAUCUCGUUCAUUGGCGAGCCCUCCAAUGGCUUCAAUAUUACCUGGAACAGUUUCUCUCAUCCAUGGAACAUUUUGUUUUCUCGGUGGGAACCAUCUAUCUCAGCCUUGGAAAAAAAUACUCAUCGGUAGCUCGCGUGAGAUCUCACAGCGCUGGAGAAGACACGAGCGACAACAACAACGCUGGUGGUGGGGAGCGGCGGUGCAUGGCUCACAAAAUAGUCGCUAUACUCUAGCUCAGGGAUUCAACCUCUUUUACAUAUUUUUUUUCACCGAUAAAAAGACAUAAAUUAGUGAAAUUUCAUCGAAAUUUCGUUAUUUUCUUCUAUGUGUCUCACAUAGCAGUGAAAUAAAAUUUCAAAAUUAGAUAUUUCAUUUUUCUCUGAAGUUUUCAAAACUCGUAAAAUUUCAGCAAAAUUUUAAUCCCUUCUCUAGCUAGAAGACAGGUAUGCACUAAGACCACUUAAGCUUUGGUUCCCACUUUCCAACAUUAGAAGCUACCACAAAAAGCACAGAAGCUAAGAAUAUCCAUUUUAGGCGAGGGCAUAGGAGCAAGAAUUACCGGAAGGGGUCAGCUAGACAAAAUUAGAUAGUGUGGAAGCUCAAAUCGGUAAUAGUGCAUGGGCCUGAUCAGAUAAUGGAAUAGUUUAGGGGGUGUAUUAUUUAACUUUGACAAAAAUAACAAAAAAAAAUUGAAUUUCAUCUUAUGCGUCUCAUGCAUGGAACAAUCCCAAGAAACUUCGCACACACGCAUACGCAUAGAGAAAGGGCACACAUCACACAUGAGCAGGGAACGUGGCCCUGAGAGACGUCCGCAGUAUGUGUAUUUGUAUUCCCCCUUCGGUGUAAGUUACCAACACAGUACCUUCUCCCUCUCUCCCAAGACCAAAAACCCUAGCACGCCAUAGCUGUUCCCCAAGAACUCCUCCAAAGCGCCGAUCGAGCCCUCCCUCCACACCUCAAGAUCCUCCCCGACCGACCACCAUGGUAAGAGCGCCACCUUCCGUCGUCGCCGUCGCCGACCUGUGCACGGCGCUCACCGCCGUCGGGCUCUUCUCCUUCCUGGAUCUGCAGUCGGGCUCGGGUACGACGACAUCCACAUCCACUCACCCCCUACCGCUCGACAGCGCAGUUCAGGUAAUGCUGACGUUGGCCGCGACGGCGACCCUCUUCAGCUCCGUGGCGUUCAUGUACCGCCACCUGCAUCGCGCCGCCGCAGCCGCGGCGGGCGCCGGAACCAGGCGCCUCCUGGAGGUCGUCACCUUCAUCAUGUGCGCGACCGUCGGCCUCCUGGAGUUUUUCUUGUUCGUGCAGCCUGCAGGUGGCGUGGACCUCGGCAUGGCUGCUGUCGAUGCGCUGCCCGCUGCGGCGACGGUGACGUUCUUUCUGGGCAUGACGCUCAUCAUUGUACACAUCCGCGCUGGCGGCGAAGGCGGUGGCGGUGCCAUCACCGGCAACCGACCGGUCCCAGCGCCCGUGGAGCUCCUGAAAAAGGUGGCGCUGGGAGCAGCUGCAGCACUCGUCAGCCAGAUGGCCAUGGCGCUCUACGCGAAAUUAUGAAAUUAAGCUAGCGGAAACAGGUGGCUAGGGGCUACGGGCUAUAAGUCCUGGUUCAUCAUGGUGAGAGAAAUUAAGAAGAUCAUCUGACGUAAUCAAGGACCAACUCUUAAUAGGCCCCGCGUGUCAGCGAUGAGGUCACACCGUGCAGUUACGUCAGGGUAACCGCUUCCGUGAUCAAGAUAUCCUGAUAUCGCCAUCUACCGAAGAAUGAAUUUUAUCAUGUGUAACUGUGAGAUGAAUGUUGUACUGAAUAUGGUCAUGCUGUUUAUUUGUGACUAUUUGAGUUGAGUCAGGGGUGAUACUUUGAACUUGUGUGUGGCUAUUACGAUCAAAACUUGUAUCUGGAUGAUCUAUCGUCGUUUGAUACUUCUAAUACCGUAAUGUGUGGUGGGGUUAAUGUGAUGCAAUUUUCUGUCUA